AUGCUGAAAAGGAUCAUUCGCAUUCGGUCAAUCGCUGCAUCCCAAUCGCAUGUAGCAUUGGGGCCAGGUGCAUCUCAGGAUCAACUACAGUUCAAUGGUAGUCUAAAUUCGGAUACAACAGUACAAUCACAGCAGCAUCUUCAUGCAGCAGACUGGUUCACAGGACAGUCAGAGUCGGCUUCCACAACGCCUGCCUCAUCCGCAAGCGCAGCUGCAGUUCGAUGGUUCGGAAUCCUAUCCAACGAAGCCCCAAAUGAAGAGUUUCUAGAGGCAGAAACGCUCCAUGGUGAUCUUCUUGAUACAUCUCCAGACGGUCGAGCUGACAGCGACAUCACUCCGUUACAGAGAGCAACAAGGGCCAUUGAUACACAGCCUGAGAUAUCCGACAGACGAAACAGUCGCACUUCGAAUAUUUCCGAGGAAAGCCUCUGGCAGGCUUCCGAGACCAGGACCUUCUCCACAAGAGUACCACAUCUCGCUGUGCGAAAUGCAGGUCUUCUCAACGCCAUCCUUGCACUAUCAAGCUACCACCGAUCCCUCGACGAAAGCAUCCCAUCCAAUCAGCGCCCAGACCAAAACAUUGCUUUGCAGUAUUACUACCAAACGUUACACUAUGUUCAAAAGGCAAUGCGGUACUCGACGUAUCAGAAUAGCCAGGAGCUAAUGGCCACGACACUCAUGGUGUCGACGUAUGAAAUGCUACGUGGAUCACGGCAGGACUGGCAGCAGCACCUCCAAGGUGUCUUUCGAAUAUUAAGAUCAAGACAGAUUGAAGUGGAGACAUCGAGUCUUGAGAGUACGACUUGGUGGGCUUGGUUACGACAAGAUAUAUGGGUUGCUUUUCGCGAGAAGAGGAGGACGUAUAGUACGUGGAUGCCCAAGAAAGGAUACGCAGAGCUAGAUAAUCAUGAACUUGCUUCAAGAGCUGUAUGGAUCAUGGCACAAGUCAUCAAUUUCUGUGCUGUUGACUCAUCGAUUGAGAUGGAAGAUGGCCUGGCAAGGAGAAUAGGCUGGGCAAAAGCGCUGAAGAACAUGUUGGGCGAAUGGCAGUCUCAUUUGACGGUUGAGUUUUCAGCGUUGCCAGCCAUGGGUCAGUAUGGGAUCGAAGUCUUCAAGCCGCAUCUCAUACAUCCACAAUGCUUCGGGCUUGCGGUGCAGCUUCACCAUUGCUCCCGGCUCCUUGUUACAGCUCACGAGCCACAUCUCGAUGGCAUACAAGGUCUGCUAAAGCGCCAGAAUGAUAUACAACAAAGCAUUGAUAUGGUCUGUGGAAUUGGCAUGACACUUACAGAAGACGCCUCUAGCAUGCUGUCCUCACAAUGUCUUUUUAUCGCUGGUAUGUUUAUGCAAAAUCCUCGCCAGAAGGAGGCUGUCUUGGAAAUGCUGGAUUCUUGUCAGAAGAGAUGCGGUUGGCCUACGCCUUCACUCGGGUCAGAGCUGGAACAGAUUUGGAAGAGUCCUGAUGCUCUUUGGGGUAGCCAUACUUGA
Fusarium pseudograminearum CS3096 is the source of this 1488-nucleotide messenger RNA. RefSeq lists its product as uncharacterized. Gene Ontology annotation, molecular function: DNA-binding transcription factor activity; transcription cis-regulatory region binding. The coding region runs from base 1 to 1488 and encodes 495 amino acids. Gene Ontology annotation, cellular component: nucleus. Gene Ontology annotation, biological process: positive regulation of transcription by RNA polymerase II. The record is from RefSeq and is a predicted model, not a curated record. Lineage: Eukaryota; Fungi; Ascomycota; Sordariomycetes; Hypocreales; Nectriaceae. The transcript is spliced from 5 exons.